GCUUUAUUCCUUGCAAUUCGUUUGAGUGACGUAUCAAUCACUGGCUUCAUUCACUUAUAAAUAGAUGGCAUCAUUGCAUAUUUAUCACAGUACAACAGAAAAGCCAUUUGCAAAACCUGAUCACAACACCACAACCAAUCUCACUUUCUUGCUUCUCUUUUGUGUCCACAACAAACUUACCAAACAAAAAACCAAACUAAGACUAAAGAAAAAAAAUCUUAAACAAAAUAUAUCUAAAAAACAAGCGAUGGACAUUGUAAAUCGAUUAGUGGAACAAAAACCUUUGGUAAUCUUCACCAAGAGUUGUUGCUGCAUAAGCCACUCAGUGAUGCAACUCAUCAGCAGCUACGGAGCAAAUGCAACUGUCUAUCAGCUCGAUGAAAUGUCUAACGGGAAAGAAGUAGAGAGUGCACUCCAAAAGCUAGGACUUAGACCAGGUGUCCCUGCUGUUUUCAUAGGCCAAAAGUUAGUUGGAGGAGCUAACGAGAUUAUUAGCCUGCAGGUGCAAGGAAGACUCGUGCCAGCAUUAAAGCAAGCAGGAGCUUUAUGGGUGUAGAAUAAAAAUAAUUGCAUCUACUAAGAAAAUUUCAAUGCCCUAAUUUUGCAAUUUUUACUAAGAGUAUUAGUUUCAUCUUAUUGAUUACCUUCCAAACUUUGUAUUUCAGUAAGUUGGAAGCUAGGGAAUUUAGCCUAUACACAUACAGCUCCUAGUGCCAUCUGCAGUAAACAAUAUUGUAAGAUAAAUAGUGUUUCCUUCUCUGCUAAACAAAUAAUUUUUUUUUGUUACAUCAACUUUUCAAGAAACAUUCUGAUGAUAUGUCUUAACUUUAUUAUAUGCUUUUUUUUAUAAACUAGAACAAAAGAUAUAAUUUGUUCCACAAAUUGAAGUGCUUAGUUCCGACACAUCAGCACAUGAUUAUUCAUGUGGCAGAAAGCACAAUUAGGCUUAGGAUUCUACUAGAGGCCAGCAUCGUUAUUACUAUUUCUAAUAUAAGCAGAAUACCAUGUUAAUGAGAAAGUAAUAUAAUCCAAGCAUUUCUAUAUACUUCUUCCAAUUCUUAUGCAAAACCAUUCGAGAUUUUAUUGUAACAACGUCUACAGAUUUCAUUUGUAAAUUCUGUACUCAUACUUUUUCAAAAAGAUUUAGACGAGCCAGUACGUAUACGACAUAGCAACAUAC
Amaranthus tricolor (Joseph's coat) is the source of this 1180-nucleotide messenger RNA. Its product is annotated as monothiol glutaredoxin-S1-like. Lineage: Eukaryota; Viridiplantae; Streptophyta; Magnoliopsida; Caryophyllales; Amaranthaceae. The transcript has a single exon. The record is from RefSeq and is a predicted model, not a curated record. The coding region runs from base 65 to 556 and encodes 163 amino acids.